AUGUCAUUCGUACCUACCGAUGCGGCCCUAAACAGAACCAGAGAUGCCUGCAGCGUCCGCCCUGGCUUCUGGCAGAUUCCCGCGGACGCCUGUGCAACUAUGCCCGGUGGGAACAUGACCAAAGUGAUGAAAGACUGCUGCAAUGACGCCCCAGUCUCCAAAUAUGACGACGGCUGUGGUAUCUACUGUCUCGCCAACGGACAGGACACCGUCAAGCUCUCGGAUUGCAUCAAGAGCCAGAACCCUAACGAAUUUCCCAUCUUCUGUAAUUUGGGCUUCUGCGAACCGGGAAAUUUUAAUGAGACUGCGUGCUCUACGUCCGCUCCAUCGAGAACUGCGACUAGUACUCCCACUAGUACUCCUACUAGCACCCCUACUGGUACAGCCCCAUCUGCUGCCUCGACUUCCCCAAAUGUUGCGAUCACGAAUCAGCCAAUCCCCAAGUCUGGCCUUGGACUGAUUAUGCUCCUUUUUGGUUCGCUACUGGUUUUUAUUUGA
Penicillium griseofulvum is the source of this 498-nucleotide messenger RNA. RefSeq lists its product as uncharacterized. The record is from RefSeq and is a predicted model, not a curated record. The transcript has a single exon. NCBI's taxonomy places the organism in Eukaryota, Fungi, Ascomycota, Eurotiomycetes, Eurotiales, Aspergillaceae. The coding region runs from base 1 to 498 and encodes 165 amino acids.